Molecule: messenger RNA, 7412 nt
Organism: Trematomus bernacchii (emerald rockcod)
Lineage: Eukaryota; Metazoa; Chordata; Actinopteri; Perciformes; Nototheniidae
Exons: 15
Coding region: 64-7068 (2334 amino acids)
Biological process (GO): homophilic cell-cell adhesion
Cellular component (GO): plasma membrane; desmosome
Molecular function (GO): calcium ion binding
Source: RefSeq, a predicted model, not a curated record
GUCCUCAGUGGGUUUCCCGUGCACAAAAAAGGAAGCUGCUGUCGGCUCAACUUGGCUGCAGUCAUGGCUCGCCUCUCCUUCUCAGAAGUGGGCCUGCUGCUCCUGUUAGUGCUGGCUUUGGUGCUCAGUGCCGAAUCAGGACCGAGAAGGCAAAAGACCUUGAGGAGGAAGAAGAGGGAGUGGAUCCUUCCUCCUGCCAAGCUCAUGGAAAACACUGACUACCGACACAAGGAAUUCAUUGCCAAGAUUCGCUCUGAUAAAGAUUUAGGUGAGCUGGUGGAUUAUUAUCUCACUGGAGAAGGAGCUGACAAGGAACCCUUCAAUCUCUUUGUAGUGGACCGAAAGACGGGGUUUGUACGCAUCACUGAAUUACUGGACCGGGAGAAACGCCAAUUCUACAAUCUAACAGGGAUCGCAAGGUUCAAAGACGGGAAGAAAGCAGAGGAUGAUGUCCCACUGGCAGUCACGGUUCUGGACCAGAAUGACAACACUCCUUAUUUUGAGCUGCAAAUCGGCAACAUCACAGAGGAAAGCAAACCAGGAAGCGUUGUUAUGCAGAUCAAGGGGAAUGAUAAUGAUGAAGCUGGAACAAUUAACAGUGAGAUCAGCUACAGGAUCGUGAGUCAGGAGCCCGCAGGCACCGGUCACAUGUUCACUCUAGACAGAAAGACGGGCCAACUGUACGUCAAAGAGGAAAACCUGGACAGAGAGACUAUUGACUUCUACAAACUGGUCAUAGAGGGGACUGAUAUGGGAGGGGGAUCCAGCGGCCUAGUAGGGACAGGAACAGUGGAGGUCAAAGUCCUGGACAUCAAUGACAACAUCCCCACCCUGGAAAAAUCGGAGUACGAUGGGGAAGUGGAGGAAAAUGUUGUCGAUGUAGUUGUGAUGAGAAUCAAAGCUCUGGAUAAAGACCUUCGACACUCAGACAACUGGCUGACUGUCUUCAAAAUUGCCAAAGGGAAUGAAGAUAACUUGUUUUCAAUUGAGACGGACAAGGAAACCAAUGAGGGCGUCUUGAAGCUGAUUAAGGCUGUGGAUUAUGAAGAUGUCCAGAAUCUUGAGCUUGGCCUGAUCGUUACGAAUGUAGCUCCUUUUGUGAAGGGUGGUCCUAUAUUAAUGGAUGUGGACGUCCAGAUUGGAGAGGGUAAUCCUAUGGCUACUGGAGCGGGUGCUGGAGGCGGAGGUGGAGGCGGAGGCGGAGGUGGAGGCGGAGGUGGAGGCGGAGGUGGAGGCGGCGGCGGAGGUGGAGGACCAGGACCAGGACCAGGACCUGGACCUGGACCUGGACUUAAGCCAGAUGUUGGGGUUGGGGUUGGAGUGGGUGUUGGUAUUAAGCCAGGUGUCAAACCAGGAACAAAGCCUAAGCCAAAUGCACCGGCAAAGAGCUAUCCCAUUAAGAUAGCAGUGAAAAAUAUUCCAGAGGGUCCAGCAUUCAUUCCAACCAUCAAGAAUGUUCCUGUAUCAGAAGAUCCAAAUGAAGCACCUAAAGAUGGAGUGAUCACAGUUUUUGCUGCUGUCGAUCCAGACACAGGGCUACCAGCUGAAGAUGUCAAUUAUGCCAAAGCCUUUGAUCCAGAAAACUGGUUUACCAUCGAUGAAAAAACAGCUGAGAUUAAACUCAACAGGGUACCAGACAGAGAGUCACCUUUUGUGGUGAAUGGUACCUACAUUGCCAAGAUUCUGGCGAUCACAAAUGACAUGCCAUCAAAGACCGCCACAGGAACAAUAGCCAUUCAAGUCCUUGACUCCAACGACCACUGUCCCACUCUGACCACCACCCACAGCACCCAGUGCACUAAUGAAACAACUGUCUAUGUUACUGCAUUUGAUGAGGAUGCUAAUCCUAACGGAGCUCCAUUCACAUUCAGAGUCAUACCUGAUGGGACACGAGGGAGCUGGGACGUAGAAGUCGUCAAUAAGACGAGUGCCGCGCUUCACUCUCGUGAUCCGCUCUGGCCUGGUUUAUAUGAGGUUCAGGUGGAGGUGUUGGAUGCUCAAGGUCUGUCUUGCCCAUCCAAUGAAAUUUUUACCGUGGACGUUUGUACCUGUGUGGAGACAAAAGACUGCAAGAUAAAGGCAGCCAAAUUAGAAACUACUUCAACUGAGCUCUCUGCCCCAGCUAUCAGCCUCCUGCUAUCGGCAAUGUGCUUAUUGCUGUUUAUUCCUCUUCUCGUGCUGUUCUGUCAGUGUGGAGCAGAACUUUUUCCUGACAGUUUUCGUGACAUGCCAUGGGAGACCAAAGAACAACUCAUAUCUUACCACACUGAAGGCAGAGGCGAGGAUAAGGAAGUGCCACUCCAUAGUAUAUCUGUAUCUUUGGGUCCCCAAAAGACAUUUGGGACAGCACAAGGAUCAAAUUCCAAAGGCCCUAUUACAAAUACUAUAGAAAAUAACCAGACAACUACAAUCCAUGAGGGAUUUUUGGAAAGGUUUCGGGACAUCAGGCAAAGUUGGAUGGAGGUCGACAACAACGCUCACAGAUUAACAAGGGAUUUUGGCUAUGGUUAUGGCAGGCCAACAAUCAGCAGAAACACACUACAACACACGACAGCUCACACAACAGCUCUCUAUGAGGAUAUAGCCUUACCUGACGCUUUCCUGAAUGAUUACUACUCACAGAAAGCGAUGUGUGCUUUGCCUGCGAAGGACUGUUCUUUGGAGUAUAAUUUUGAGGGCCAGGGAUCCUCUGCUGGAUCUGUGGGCUGCUGCAGCCUCCUGGAAACUAACAACGACCUGCAAUUCCUCGAUGACCUUGGGCCAAAGUUCAAGACUCUGUCUGAUAUCUGCUCCCCUCCUAAACCAACACCCAAACCUUCCCUGACACACAAACUAGUAGGUGUUGUCCAAACCACAGUAAAUAAGGUUGAACCUGUUGUUAUGCCCAAAGUUGAGCGAAGCGUUGAAACAGAGCAUACUGAUGUCAUGUCAUCUACUAACAUCUCCAAAUCAUCCGUCAAUACUGUAAGCACUGCCCAUCAAUACAUGACACUUCCUAACUCUAAGGUUACUAACAUCAGUCAUUCCACCACUCUGCCCCCUCAAGCUCAUUAUUCUGCCAAUCUGCCCCAUCAAGCUCAUCAUUCUGCCACUCUGUCCCAUCAAGCUCAUACAGUUUUCUUACAGCCACAGCCAGUUUAUUACGCCACCAACCCUGUACUACAGCCCAUGCACUAUGUAGUUCAACCACAGCUACAGAACACGGUUAUGCUAGCAGAGGGGUCCCAUGGAGCUAAUUUUCCAGGCUUGUAUGUAGUCAGUGGGCCCCAAGGCUCUCCUCCUGGGCUAGUGAUUCAGGGCUUUGAGGGCCCAAAAAGCCCUGCCAGUCCAGUUAGCCCCACCUUCUUUCUACCUGGUAGUCCAGGUGUGUCUCCGGGCUCAGGCCCUGCAAAGGGUUGGAAAAUGAUAGGGCCAAAUCCCGAUGGUAAAUACAUGUUAGUUAAAGAUAAGAGACCAGAUGAUGCAGGUGAGGUUGACCCAGGCUCGUCUCAGGGCAAUUUGCCCAGAGGUGCAAUCCUGGUAAAAGAGGCUGCUCCCCCUCAGGGGGUGUUAGACCUAGCAGCUCAGGGGAGAGUGUAUGGCAUUCUGCCAGGACACACUGUUGCAAAGAGAGGGGGUGCUGUUGCAGUAAAUAGCAAUUUGGGGCAAACAUGGGUUGGGCAGCCAGGAAUGGGAAUGGCACAUGUGGUGACAGUGAAACCAGAAGUCAGACAGGUUGGAAUGUGGCAACCUGGGAUGACUCAAGUUGGCAUUAGGCAGGUAAGUACAAACCAGUACCAAGAAACUACGCAGUUGCAGCAAACAGCAGAUACCAGUGGUAUUCUAAAAGCAUCAGGAAUUAGUUCACCAAAUGAAGACAAGACUACAACAGUUGUAAAUACCAUCAUUUCAGCAGAAACCCAUCCAUCAAACGAAGAGGUGUUGAUAGAAAAUCAGUUGAAGUAUCCAGUUCAGAACAUGAAUUAUGAAAUGGUUGAGGAAAAGCAUGAUGUCCCCUACAUAUCAAUGCCUCUCGAGACAUCACUUGAUGAUGAGGAUCCUGGUAGGAUGGUCCAAACUGCAUUUGAAGACAAAUUGGGUAUCCAAGAAUGUCCUACACAAACAUCAGAAACAGCUCCAACAAACAAAUGUACAGAUAUGGUAAGUCAAACCACAGAAUCCAAUGUCCCACAACAAAACUCAGUGGAAUCAGAACAGCAGGAAAAUCAUGUUCCUGCUAAAGGUUUUUCAGAGGAAAAUAUAUCUCUGGUCAAUCAAAUGUCGACCACAGAAGUGUGCCAACCUGGAUCAGAUGUCAUUGAUUUAGUUAAUACAGGCAGAGAGAGUAUAGAGACAUCAACAAUUCCCCAAGGAGAGGGAUCCACAUCUACUUUAGAACACAUCAACAUUGUAGACGAUCAAAUACAAGAUAUCACAGAAGUAAAUGUGGACAGUCAAGAGUCAUUGAAAGGAGUCGUAAAAGAAGGAAAAGCUGUUCAUCUCACCAUAGUUGAAGGUCUAGAGGACAAAAGUCAGGAAGUUGGGUCAGAACCUCAAUUAGAUGAUGUGACAGAGGACCAAAUGGACAGGGAUCUGGAGGAAGAUGUCAGUCCAGCAGAGAACGUAGUGUCAGACAUAGAAACAAAUCAGGUAAUUGCCACCUCUAAUAGUAUCCAGGGAAAAGUGAGUAUGGAGGAAAUGACUGCAGAUAGUGUAAUCAAAGUCAGUGAUUCACAUGAAGACGUAAAGGCUCAGGAAGAGCAACUGCUAGAUUCUGAUGUAGGACUCGAUAGUAUGCAUGACAAAUUGUCAGCAACUCUUCCAAACAUGUUUUCAAAAGUGACUUUGAAUGCAUCUGAAGUUAAGUUGAACCUCGAACCAGAGUCAAUGCCAGAACCACAGUUUGGUCAAAGUGAAUGGAUUAUGAUAGACAAAGGUAAUGAAAAGACAGAUAGUGCUGAUGAAGCAAUAACAUCAUUGCAAACUGUCAGCACUAUUAUCCUUGGUGAUUCAAAUCUGACAUCAGCCACAGAAGAAAUAACCAAUCAAGUGCAAAAAGAGGUGUCUAAUGUGUCAACCAUGUCAACAUUAGAGCAACACAUGCAUACAGCAAAAGACAAUUGCUGUGGCCACCAAGAAGAAGAAAGUGGUACAGAUCAAGUUGAUGCAGACAGUAUGGAGAGAAGUGAUGGAGAGAAAGAGAGUAUUAUGGAGGAAGGAGUGCCACAGCAGAGUUUUAGCACCUCUGACCUAGAUGAAGACACUGAAAGACAAGAUGCUUUCAGUUCUCAAAUGGAAGAUCAUUUAAUUUCAGAUGACUACAUUAUUGAUGAAGAGAAAGGUGAAGAUUCUGUUGAAGCAAUGGUGUCACCGGAACAGCAAUAUGUAAAAUUCUCAGAUGAGCAAGCUGAAGUGAGUACAGAAGGAAAUGCAUCAUGCAUGAGUUCUCGAGUUGAUCAUACCUUAACCUCAGAUGAUAACAUAAAUGUUCCAGAGGUAGAGGAGGAGAGUCUUGAAGAGGGGACGACAUCCAUAGAGCAAAAUGUUAGCAUCAUAGACCACCAAGAUGAGUUUAUUGAAGGAGAAGCUGUGUCAGGAAGAAGUUCUUCUUUGGAGGAUCCUUUAGUCUCAGAAGAGAGUAAUGAUGAUGAGGAGAAAGGUGACAUUUCUGUAGAGGCAAUGGUAUCACCAGUACAUCAACAUUUAAAAUACUCAGAUGACCAAGGUGAAGGGAAUGCAGAAGGAAAUGCAACAUGCAUGAGUUCUCGAGAGGAUCAUAACUUAAUCUCAGAUGAUAUCAUAAAUGUUCCAGAGGAAGAGGAGGAGAGUUUUGAAGAAGAGGUGUUAUCCAUACACGAAAAUGUUAGCAUCACAGAACCCCAAGCUGAAUUUAUUGAAGGAGAAGCUGUAUCAGGAAGAAGAUCUUUGGAGGAUCCUUUUAUCUCAGAAUACAACAAUGUUGUGGAGGAAGAGCUUUCAAUUGUACAUCAAAUGUCUUCCAUCUCAGAUGAAGACAGUGUAAAAGAAGAUGCAUCUAACACUGUUCAAGUAGAGGAUAUGCUAAUCUCAGGUGACAGUGAUGGAGAGGAAGAAGAGGAACCGGCCCCUUUCAUACAACAAGACAGUAGUUUUGCUGAUGACCAAGAAGAAGAGAAUGGAAGCGAAGACGCACCAGACACAAGUAUUUACGUAGAGGAGGAGAGCAGUAAGUUGAACCAGCAAUUAGAAGACAACUCUCUGUCUUGUCACACUGAAUGCUUAUCUGAGGAUCAUUUUGAUUUAGCAAGUCAAAAUGUAGAGAUUAAUCCGUUGCCAGCAUCGUCAAAUGUGGGUAAAACUCUAGAAAUACCCUGUGAAGUUACUACACAUCAAGUCAGGCAAGGUUUGGACUCUUCUCAGGUAGGAGACAUAGCUUUGGAUAUUCCUGAUAGAGAAGAUACUGUUGGUCAGGCGUUAGAGAAGGAUACUAAUAUGGAGAAUUUGGAUUCUCCUGUUAUAUCUUCUGAGGGAAUUAAAUCUUCCAGGGUUGCAACAGGACAGGUUUCUAUGUCCAGUGAAGAUAAAGGGGCCAAAGUUAAAAUGUUUGAAUCUGGAGAUAUCGCUUUUGAAAAAGGCAUGACAGAGGUAACUUUUGAUUUCGCGAUUAGGGAGGGAUUUGAUGACAGUGCAACUGGUGCAUCUGCUCAGGUAGCACCAACAUCUUAUUCAGAAAUUAAAGUGGUAGAGAAGACCCUAUCUUCAGUGUCAGAAUCAGACCCAGACUCAGGAGAGACAAGAACUUUAAGUUCCAUUGCAAAAAGUAAGGUAGAUGAGGAGGCUGGUAACCUCGUUCAGAAUGAAACUCUGCAAGUAACUGGAGAAGCAACAGGGGAAGGCCCAUACACUGUGGGGAAAACUCUGAUGGACGAUGUGUCAAGAGCUUCUGAUGACACGCAUGGGGCUGAAGCAAUUGGUGUUGAAGUGAGUCCUGUACAGUUUCAGACAGUCAUGAGCCCAAAUCCUCGUAACAAAUCAAGAAAGAGCAAAGAGGAUUCUAAGAAGAAUCCUAAAAGUCCAAAAAGCCCCUCUGGAAAGUGUAAACAACAGUGAGUACUCUGAAUUCAAUGUUGCAUUAUCAACUAUACAGAAACCCAUACCAUUAUAUGUAGAGGUCUGUUUAAGGUCGAAAUGGGUGAAGAAGAGGGAGGUGCAACAAUAUUUAGGAUUUUCUGUCUGUAAGGCCAAAAUGGCCAGGCAAAUUCAAGGAACAACAAGAAACUUGUUGUUUAAUACCAAAAUAUGAACCUGCUACGUUGUUGCAAAAGCAAGCUGUGUCAUGUCGUGCCUCUUCAACGUACUACCCAGGUGCCCACUCCCCUUACUUAAAGUGGACCUAUCAUGCUAUAUUUGAAUAAUAUAGUGUAGGACCAUACCUAUAUAAGGCAUAUUUAUAC